Aspergillus caelatus is the source of this 1668-nucleotide messenger RNA. RefSeq names its product phosphoglucomutase PGM2 (gene pgmA). Gene Ontology annotation, biological process: carbohydrate metabolic process. Lineage: Eukaryota; Fungi; Ascomycota; Eurotiomycetes; Eurotiales; Aspergillaceae. The transcript is spliced from 3 exons. The record is from RefSeq and is a predicted model, not a curated record. Gene Ontology annotation, molecular function: phosphoglucomutase activity; magnesium ion binding. The coding region runs from base 1 to 1668 and encodes 555 amino acids. Gene Ontology annotation, cellular component: cytosol.
AUGUCCAUCCAGACUGUCUCCUUCCAAUCCUUUACUGACCAGAAGCCGGGAACCUCCGGUCUUCGUAAGAAGGUCAAGGUCUUCCAGCAGCCCAACUAUUCCGAAUCUUUCAUCACCAGCAUCCUUCUCUCCAUCCCUGAAGGCGCUAAGGACGCCUUCCUCGUCAUUGGUGGCGAUGGCCGUUUCUAUAACCCCGAGGCCAUCCAGAAGAUCGCUAAGAUCAGUGCCGCCUAUGGCGUCAAGAAACUCCUUGUCGGCCAGAACGGCAUCUUGAGCACCCCCGCUGCCAGUAAUCUUAUCCGUGUACGGAAGGCCACCGGUGGCAUUCUGUUGACUGCCAGCCACAACCCCGGUGGUCCUAAUGCCGACUUUGGUAUCAAGUACAACUUGUCCAACGGUGCCCCCGCCCCCGAGACAGUCACCAACAAGAUCUACGAAACCUCCAAGACCCUCACCUCCUAUAACUAUGCUGAGAUCCCAGAGAUUGACCUUUCCAGCAUUGGCUCCAAAACCUACGGCCCAUUGGAGGUCGAGGUUGUUCACUCGACGACCGACUAUGUCAAGAUGAUGAAGGAGAUUUUCGACUUCGACCUGAUCAAGGAGUUCCUCAGCACUCACAAGGACUUCAAGGUUCUGUUUGACGGCAUGCACGGUGUCACCGGCCCCUACGGCGUCGAUAUCUUCGUCAACGAGCUGGGUCUGCCCAGCAGCAGCACCAUGAACUGUGUCCCUAGCCCUGACUUCAACGGUGGUCACCCUGACCCCAACCUGGUCUAUGCCCAUGAGCUGGUUGAGGCCGUUGACAAGAACGGUAUCCACUUCGGUGCCGCUAGCGAUGGUGACGGUGACCGCAACAUGAUCUACGGUGCUAACACCUUUGUGUCCCCCGGUGACAGCUUGGCCAUCAUCUCCCACCACGCCAAGCUGAUUCCCUACUUCCAGAAGCAGGGUGUUUACGGUUUGGCCCGCUCCAUGCCCACCUCCGGUGCUGUUGACCUGGUUGCCAAGGCGCAGGGUUUGCAGAGCUACGAGGUGCCCACCGGCUGGAAAUUCUUCUGCAACUUGUUCGACAACAAGAAGAUCUCGAUCUGCGGUGAGGAGAGCUUCGGUACUGGUAGCAACCAUAUCCGUGAGAAAGAUGGUUUGUGGGCCAUCGUCGCCUGGCUGAACAUCAUUGCUGGUGUGGCCAAGCAGAAGCCGGACCAGACCCCCAGCAUCGCGUCCAUCCAGAACGACUUCUGGCAGACCUAUGGCCGUACUUUCUUCACCCGCUACGACUACGAGAACGUCGACAGCGAUGGUGCCAACAAGGUUAUUGCUAUCCUUUCCGACAAGGUCGCCAACAAGGACAGCUUCGUUGGUUCUACCGUGUCCGGCCGCAAGGUCACCGAUGUGGGCAACUUCUCCUACACCGAUCUGGACGGCAGCGUAUCCAAGAACCAGGGCCUAUAUGCUAAGUUCGAUGAUGGCAGCCGCAUCAUCGUCCGUUUGUCCGGCACCGGCAGCAGCGGUGCCACGAUCCGUCUGUACAUUGAGAAGUACGAGAGCGACAAGAGCAAGUUCGGCCUGACUGCGUCCGAGUACCUGAAGGACAACGUUGCUCUCGCCCUCUCUCUGCUCAACUUCAAGGAGUUCAUCGGCCGCGAGGAGCCUGACGUCCGCACUUAA